UUCUAUAGUCAUUUUCGUUUAUUUCUUCUUUAUUUACAUUUGAUAAACCUGUCGUGGGCAAAGAUAAAAUUUGGUUUUGAAACUGUUUGUUAUUUGCACAAAGAUUAAGAAUGGUGGACCCUAAUUUCAUUGAAGUUAAUGAAAUCGCCGGAUAUUGGUCAUUUUUGGCAAGUAUUGACUGGAACGAUCCGUGGCUGAUUGCGCUUGUAGCGGUGCAUGUUCUUACAACGGUGACUACUUUGAUGACAAGGAACAACACUAAUUUCCAAAUAUUUCUGUUUCUAAUACUAUUAUCAGCAGCAUACUGUUCGGAAGGCAUUAACGAAUUUGCGGCAGCUAAAUGGAAGAGUUUUUCUAAGCAGCAAUAUUUUGAUAGUAAUGGGCUUUUCAUUUCGACAGUAUUUUCAAUACCGAUAUUACUGAAUUGUAUGUUAAUAAUUGGUGCUUGGAUGUACAACUCGUUGCAAAUUAUGGUUACGCUAAAAAGAGCACAGCUUCUGCAGAAAGUGAAGCGAAAUCAACAAGAAAAGGACGCAGAGCAAACUAAAGAAGUUAAAUCAGAGCACGUAAAAUCUGACUAAACUAUUUUGGAAUAUAUAUUAUUAUAAAAUCUACUAUACUUUUAGAAAAACUAUUUGUACCAGUAGUAUUUAAUUUUAGUUUGACAAGUUAAAUGAUAUAAAUAAAUUUACAACAAUAAAA
Molecule: messenger RNA, 702 nt
Organism: Bactrocera latifrons
Lineage: Eukaryota; Metazoa; Arthropoda; Insecta; Diptera; Tephritidae
Gene: Tmem18
Product: transmembrane protein 18
Exons: 4
Coding region: 111-581 (156 amino acids)
Cellular component (GO): nuclear membrane
Source: RefSeq, a predicted model, not a curated record